AUAGCGGAGGGAAGCACGCGGGGGCGGGGACCGCGCCUGUCCGCCCCCGGCCAGGAAGAUCCUCCGCGUGGGGGAGCUGCACCCGCCGCCAGGCGUGGAAAGGAGGCGCCGGCCACGGAAAGGGGCUGCAGGGGCCCCGGGGCGGCGUCGCACACUGAAGGGCCCCGCAGCCGCGUGCGCGGGUAGGUGACUGCCCUGAGUGUCUGAGGGAGGCAGCAUGGCAAUGUUUCUAGGGGCCAGGAAUGCCCACUCAGUUCUCAGACGUUUGCCCCGGGCCAAUGGCUUUCUGGAGGAGUUUCGCCAAGGCACCAUUGAGCGGGAGUGCAUUGAGGAGAUCUGCAGCUAUGAGGAGGUCAAGGAGGUGUUUGAGAACAAGGAGAAGACGUUGGAGUUCUGGAAGGGCUAUGCCAACUCUGUUUACUCUGUCAAGGACCCUGGCCAGGGCUUGGAGCGCUCUGAUGCAAUGUACGUGGUGGUACCCCUCCUGGGAGUGGCCCUGCUCAUAGUUAUUGCCUUGUUCAUCAUCUGGAGGUGCCAGCUACAGAAGGCCACGCGGCACCGGCCCUCUUAUGCCCAGAACUGCUACCUGGCCAGCCGUGCAGGCCGCAGCCUCCCCAGAGUCAUGAUCUACCGAGAGACGUCGCACAGCCAGACUGAGGCCCAGUACCAGCGGGAGCCAGGCCCCAGGGUGCUCGGAGAUGGCAGAGCAGGAGGUGGCUCCCAGGUGGAUGGGACCCUUUACCCUCCAGAGCACUCCGUGUCUGUCCUCUCCAGACUAUCCAGUGCCACCCCUCCCCCUUCAUAUGAGGAGGUGACUGGGCACCCGGAGAACAGCAGUGGUGAGGAAACUGGUGUUUCCUACAAUGACCCUCCGCCCAAGUACGAGGAGAUUGUCGGUGUGUCCCCUAGCUUGGGCAAAUAAUGGUACCCACUUGCCAUGUGUGGACCCUCCUUCAGGUGCAAUUCUUGCUCUCUCACUUUUACCAGACGAUGCCAUCACAGAAUAGCCUUACCAUCCUUGUUCACCAAAAAUAACUGGCCCUAUGGGAGGGAGGCGAGGAAACAGAGUCCAGCUAGACCUCUCCUCCCCAAAGCAGGGGUUGCAACAGAGAGAAGCCACCAACACAAGAAGGCUCCUGCAAUUUUCUUUUCCCCACAUUCUCUUCACCAGGCAAAACAUAGCCAGCCCAGACUCCAUGUGGAAAGGAACCAGCUCAGAGAGGCACAGUGGCAGGUGUGGUAGGGGUAUCUGCCCAGGAUUACCUGGAUGGGAGGGUUCUGGGAGCAGCUGGCUGGGGAAGAGUCCCUAAACCCUCUUGUGGGACUAAAGCCUGUCCCACAUAGAUGAUAUUCCCUAUGCAAUAGUGGUACCAGUAGAAGCAGGGAGGGAGGCUCCACAGAGCAGCUGCCCAUGAGAAGGGAAGCUGGCCCUGCCCUCCAUUCCCUCUUGAGUGCCAUAGUAGCAGGAGACAAGUGGCAGAUCAUCAUGGACUCUGUGUGGGGGUCGUGUUGGUGCAUUGCAUCCAAGAGAGCUGCAUCACUUCCCCGAAUUCCAGACAACUUCACUGCCACUCCAGAGCUCACCUUGGCUCCACCACUUACUUAUGCAGGUGCUGAUCCCCCUGCAUCCACAGUGCUGCAACAUGUAGAGACUGGGGCACCAGUGAUCACACACAGAUGGGACUAUUUUUUUACCCCUUCUUUCAAUACCUGUUGAGCUGUUUUGUGCCCCAUCACUGGCAUUGGUUCUAGAUCUAGACAAGACUCUUGUUUUCUGCAUCAAGGUUAUGGGAUCUGGUUUGGAGGCAGGUAGAAGGAAGAGGAGAUGGUCCUGGAUUAUUCCCUACUCAUUCAUUAAGUGUUGAUGUUUAUUUUGCCUUCGGAAGGUUUACCUCUCUUUGGUUUUGUCUGUGCGGGGGGGAGAGAGAGAGAAUGUUGAGCGCUUGACCUCUGCACAGCUUUGUACAACAUAAAAUGGAUCCACUCUAGCUUUGUCACCUA
Messenger RNA from Alligator mississippiensis (American alligator), 2001 nucleotides. RefSeq names its product proline rich and Gla domain 3 (gene PRRG3). NCBI's taxonomy places the organism in Eukaryota, Metazoa, Chordata, Crocodylia, Alligatoridae. The coding region runs from base 218 to 922 and encodes 234 amino acids. The transcript is spliced from 4 exons. The record is from RefSeq and is a predicted model, not a curated record. Gene Ontology annotation, molecular function: calcium ion binding. Gene Ontology annotation, cellular component: extracellular region.